Clupea harengus (Atlantic herring) is the source of this 2136-nucleotide messenger RNA. It is a transcript of the gene phax, whose product is annotated as phosphorylated adaptor for RNA export. Gene Ontology annotation, biological process: snRNA export from nucleus. The record is from RefSeq and is a predicted model, not a curated record. Lineage: Eukaryota; Metazoa; Chordata; Actinopteri; Clupeiformes; Clupeidae. Gene Ontology annotation, cellular component: nucleus.
CAUUACGUUUCAUUAUUUCCGGCCGGGAGAAAUGGCGGGUGAGAACAGAGAUACAAUGGAAGAUCUUGAGGAUGGAGAGUUGUCUGGAUCUAAUUCCGACUCAGAAAUGGGAGCAAAUGUAGAUGGUCGGGGGAAGGUGCCUGCAGCCCAGGCCUUCACUGGCCAGUCCUUCCAGAGCCGUGCCCCGGCACAGGCACCUCUGUCCGCCGCCAGCUAUCGCACCAUGCCCACUGCAGAUUCUUCCGCCAGCGAUUCCGACUCUGACGAGGCCGCCGCGUUGUGGCGACGGAAACGACAGAAGAGCUCGCACCCUCCGCCGCCACCCUCCGGGCCUGCCAGGACCCCGGCGCCACUGUUUGGGGCGGCAGCAGCAGGCCGCAAGGUGAACAACAUCUGGGGCAGCGUGGUGCAGGAGCAGACCCAGGAAGUGGUCGCAACCGAGCUGGGCAUCAUGGGAAUGGAGGGCGACGUGAGCGUGAGCAGCAGGCAGAGCGAGACGUACAACUACGUAUUUGCUCGUAAGAUGAUGGAGCGCGAGCGGGAGCAGGAGGAGCAGGAUGAGACGGCGAUGUUGGAUGACCAGCUGGAGGACUACAUGAAACACAAAGGGCCCAAGUACGACAGCGACAGCCACCUGAAGAGGAAGAGGACCGCCAAGGAGAGGCUGGGGCCCAGGGCCGAGAUGGACAUCCAGGGCUGCAGUGAGAUCACUGAGGACGACCCCGAUGAGAAAGUUAUUGACGAGAUCUCUCACAGGCUAAUGGAGCCAAAGCAGGACCUUAUAGAGCGUGUUGUGAACGUCAUUGGAAAGAAGAAGGCUAUUGAACUCCUGUCAGAGACUGCGACAAUAGAACAGAAUGGCGGCCUGUACACUAUGGAUGGAAGCCGAAGGCGAACACCUGGAGGUGUAUAUCUGAAUCUACUGAAGAACACACCAAGCAUCACACAUGAACAAGUUAAGGAGAUAUUUCAGGAUGAGAACCAGAAAGAAUAUGCGAGCAAGAAAGCAGCCAAGAAGAGACGGCGACACAUUGUGGCCAAGAAGAUGAAGCAGGCUCUCAACACCCUCGACCUACAGGAGCAUGAUGAUGUCUCCAGGGAGACCUUCGCCAGCGACACCAACGAGGCUCUGGAAUCUCUCGAGGAAGUUCCGGAAGACAUUGUGGAACCUGCUGUGGGUAUUGAGGAAACGCCAGUGGUCUACAACUCCAAUGACCUAGAGGUCUUCUGAUGCAACUGGACUGUGUGCAUCGGUGUGCAUCUCGUGGGUCAAACACAGACUGUGGCGUUACUGUUGCAGACGAACACAACAGAAAAAAAUGGCCGUCAUUGGCCAAACUGAUGCACUGCCCCCCAACACAGCUCCAGAGUGCCACUGGCUCAUGAGCAUGACUCUUUAAGAAAGCACUAAAUUCCUUCCUCCUCUGCCAUGCUUAAGAAGCUAGCUGUGUCCAUGGGUUUCUCCGGUGGAAGGACAAGUCUGUAGUGAUGCAGAAGUCACAAAUAGGUGUUGCCAUCUCUUCCUUUAGACCCUGACUCUUACGAAAACAUCAGCUUCCGUUGUGCGUACACUACUUGUGGUAGAAUUGCAUAAAGGACAAUGCAAUGACACUCAGCUAUGUCCAAUUACAGUGUAUGAAACAAUCUGAAAGCUUUAUCCAUCAACUUACAUCGGGUGCACUUUUAUUUGUAUAAAAGUGGUAUUCUGUUAAUGUUGCCCUCCCAGUUGGAAAACCUACUUCGUAUGACUUCAAAGUGUGUGUGUGUCUAUCUGAGAAAGCUAAAUGUUAAGUAGCAGCUGAUAUAACCCUGACCUAAUGUAGGGUGUGAAACACUGCACAUAUUUGCAUGUUUUUUGUUUUGUUUUUGUUUGUUUUUCCCCCCAAUUUUGACAAGAAUAUAACAAAUAGCUUAAGGAGUGCAGCAGUCUCUGGAAGAAAGGGCACUUACUGUAUUAAUUAAUUACAGUCUGUUUUGCAUUUGAAAACAAUAUUUUGUACGUCAUGUCUUUCAGAAGUCUUUGACAGCUGUUUUUCACUUUGAUGAACAUUGUGGAAGACGAUGAAACCCGUUUUGUCAUUUCUGAGUUGUUAACAUUGCAGCUGAUUACACAUUAAAAUCUGUCCUUUCUGCCGA